UCAUUUGUUUAGAGUAACUAAGUAAAGAAUGCAUUUUGCAAGAAUAUCAUAUAAAACCAUGGAUCAUUACCACACACCAUCACAUUUUCAAAAGAAUUGCUUCGAUUCAAUUAAAGAUGAAGUUCGCUUUAUUAAUUGCAACCAUAUUUCUGGUUUCUUCAUCUUGGGGAAGUCCAUCUGAUAUCGACUUGCUACUACGAGAACGCCGUGAUGUAAACUUCAUCGGAAACACAAAGCUACUCGUUGAAGAAUUAAUCCAUAAUCUUCGUGGUGCUGGCCAACAAGCUUUGGAUGCUGUGAAAAUAUUCUCAGCGGGACUUCAAGAUCAAAGGAAACUUUUCGCUGAAAAACUAGUCAGUGAUUUGCAGAGAUUCCGUGAACGUGUUCACCUUGCCGUCAAAAGCGUCAGUGACAGAUUUGUAAAUGCUGGAUCAGAAGUUCGCAACUGUAUUGAUUCUCAUCUAAGUGAGCUCGAUAAUGUUUUCAAUAAUGCUGUUGAAAAAUCAAAACAAUGUGCAGGCGAUCGCGUCUCGGAAAUCGGAAAUAUGAUUGAUGAACUUAAGGAACUAUCGACGAAUAUGACAGAUUAUACACGUAACUCUGUGACUGAAUUGAAGGAAUGCACCGAAAGCAAUAAAGGUCUUUUAGCAACAGGUACUUGUCUUGGUGGUAUCGCUGUACGAACUGAAUUCAAAGGAGCAGUUUUCUUAUCCCAGAGUGGACUUUUGAUAUCUCGCAUCAAUUUAGGUAUCACAACAUUACCAGCUGCUUUAGAGGUAUGUGCAGGUACCAAGUUCGUUGAAGCUGGUGUCAAUUCAGCAAAGAUCGUCAUGGAAGUUGGAACUUGCUCUGCGUCUUCAGUUUUUACUUCAUUAUCUGGAAAUACCUCUUCUUGAAUAUAUGAAAAAUGAUUUGUAGAUUUUUACAUAAAUAUUGUUGGCAUUAAAAAAAUUAUAU
Nymphalis io (European peacock) is the source of this 957-nucleotide messenger RNA. RefSeq lists its product as uncharacterized. The coding region runs from base 117 to 896 and encodes 259 amino acids. The transcript is spliced from 5 exons. NCBI's taxonomy places the organism in Eukaryota, Metazoa, Arthropoda, Insecta, Lepidoptera, Nymphalidae. The record is from RefSeq and is a predicted model, not a curated record.